This is a messenger RNA of Glycine soja, 652 nucleotides long. Its product is annotated as 30S ribosomal protein S31, mitochondrial-like. The record is from RefSeq and is a predicted model, not a curated record. The transcript has a single exon. Lineage: Eukaryota; Viridiplantae; Streptophyta; Magnoliopsida; Fabales; Fabaceae. Gene Ontology annotation, biological process: plastid translation. Gene Ontology annotation, cellular component: plastid; ribosome. Bases 96 to 347 code for a protein of 83 amino acids.
AGCACAAACAAUUACUUACAAUUGUUGCGCGAAGUUGAGCAACACAAGGGAAUUGCUACUGGUUGGCACCCCUUAAACCCCCAACUUUUUGCUUCAUGGCCGUUAAUGGUGCGAGCGUGAUGCAGCGGUGCAGCGUGGCUGCGAGGUUGUUCAUGACGGCGGAGAGGGCGGCUCCGGCGGUGCCUCAAGUGUGUGGACGCGGGGACCAGAAGACGAAGAAAGGGAAGAGGUUCAAGGGUUCGUACGGUAACGCUAGGCCGAAGAAAGAGAAGAUGAUAGAGCGCAUCAAGGACAAGGUCGAAGUUCCCAGGUCCACUCCUUGGCCUCUCCCUUUCAAGCUCAUCUGAUUCCCAUUCUAUUCCCUCAUAUCGUAUAUGUACUUUCGUUACCAUUUUCUAUUCAAUUGGAUUUUCACUACGCUCUGUUUGGUUUUAUCAUCAAAACAAAUAAUAGGAUUUUGCAAUUAUAAACUCUCAUUAACUACAAGUUAAUUCAAAUGUUUGUUAGUUUGUAAUAGAUAAGGGACUUGGUUGAGCUGGUAGAUUAUUGUGCACUUUUAACUGGUCUUUGGAUUUAUAUCCUUGGAGAGUGACAUUUGCUGUGAUUUAUGGCUGAAUCCUUAAUCCACGAAAACAAGAAUGUGAGUUUAGAA